Scleropages formosus (Asian bonytongue) is the source of this 3790-nucleotide messenger RNA. Its product is annotated as speckle-type POZ protein-like A. Bases 312 to 1607 code for a protein of 431 amino acids. The record is from RefSeq and is a predicted model, not a curated record. Gene Ontology annotation, molecular function: protein binding. Lineage: Eukaryota; Metazoa; Chordata; Actinopteri; Osteoglossiformes; Osteoglossidae. The transcript is spliced from 12 exons.
GAAGUUCCCCAGCGCGAGCCCGGAGUGCGCCGCGCAUGCGCAGAUCGCCGUGGGGAAGAUGAGCGGAGCCGCAGACGCCGUUAUGGGUACAAAGCAAUAGUGGGAGAACUCGAAAACAGCGCGUUUUGUCCACAAGACAGGCAGCGCAGAGCGAACGUUGCACUGGCACAGCGGUGAGACAGAGAUACAGGCACGGCGAACGCCGCGGCUCGCGCCACACACUCAGGGAUCCGUUCCCGAGGCGAGAGUCAGAGUGGAGCACAGGUGAUGGGUUCAACUGAAAGGAUCAUCAAGCAUGCAGUUAUUACUUAAUGGAAUUCUGGAUUCCUGACUCAGUUGCCUGGUCACGUUUUUGCCCACUUCACAAGAGGCUGUGUGCUGAAGUUCAAAGGUGUAGUUGGUGCUUCUGCCCGGGGCUCGGGCUGGCGAUGUCACGAGUCUCCAGCCCCCCUCCUCCCGGGGAGAUGUCCAGCGGACCUGUGGCAGAGAGCUGGUGCUACACACAGGUUAAGGUAGUUAAAUUUUCGUACAUGUGGACUAUAAACAACUUUAGUUUUUGCCGGGAAGAAAUGGGGGAGGUGCUGAAGAGUUCGACCUUCUCCUCUGGUCCCAAUGAUAAGAUGAAAUGGUGCCUACGAGUGAACCCUAAGGGACUUGACGACGAAAGCAAAGAUUAUCUGUCUCUCUAUUUACUACUUGUUAGUUGUCCAAAAAGUGAAGUUAGAGCAAAGUUCAAAUUUUCUUUACUCAAUGCAAAACGAGAAGAAACUAAAGCAAUGGAAAGCCAAAGAGCUUAUCGGUUUGUCCAAGGAAAGGACUGGGGCUUCAAAAAGUUCAUAAGGAGAGAUUUUUUGCUUGAUGAAGCUAAUGGACUCCUACCAGAUGACAAGCUGACACUGUUUUGUGAGGUGAGUGUUGUCCAGGACUCCGUCAACAUCUCGGGGCAGUCUAACAUGAACAUGCUGAAGGUUCCGGAGUGCCAGUUGUCGGACGACCUGGGGAACCUGUGGGAGUGUUCACGAUUCACUGACUGCAGCCUCUAUGUCGGGGGACAGGAGUUCAAAGCACACAAAUCCAUAUUAGCAGCAAGGUCACCAGUGUUUAAUGCUAUGUUUGAACAUGAAAUGGAAGAGAGUAAAAAGAAUCGAGUGGACAUAAGCGAUGUUGACCCUGAUGUUUUUAAAGAGAUGAUGGGCUUUAUUUAUACGGGAAAGGCUCCGAACCUGGAGAAGAUGGCUGAUAACUUGUUAGCUGCAGCAGACAAGUAUGCUUUGGAACGUCUGAAGGUCAUGUGUGAAGAAGCCCUGUGCAGCAGCCUCUCCGUGGAGAAUGUUGCCGACAUUCUCAUACUUGCAGAUCUGCACAGUGCCGAGCAGCUCAAAGCACAAGCCAUAGAUUUUAUCAACAGAUGCAGUGUCCUACGACAGCUGGGCUGUAAAGAUGGCAAAAACUGGAAUAGCAAUCAAGCGACAGAUAUAAUGGAGACUGCCGGCUGGAAGUCAAUGAUCCAGUCCCACCCUCAUUUAGUGGCUGAGGCCUUCCGUGCUCUAGCGUCCGCACAGUGCCCUCCCUUUGGCCUGCCCAGGAAACGCCUAAAGCAGUCCUGACUGGUGAUUUUUAUUUAUUUUUUUUUUUUAUUUUUUUUUAAAGAUAUAAAACAGACUCCUUCAAGAAAACAAAUUGCAAAGGAUGGUUAUUGGAGGGUGGUGUGCAUGUCACCCCAGAAGUUGCUUGUAAUAACAAGAGUAGCUGUCUGGUUCUAAGGCAGUUGAAUUUGCUCUUCAGGGCUGAGCCAGUGCAUAACACAAGGGACUUGUUCAGAUGAUUGAAGAUUUUUUUUUUUUUUGUUUACUUUUGGUCCUUGAGCUUUAUUUGCGACCUUUUUCAGUAAUUCACAAUGGCCUUAAUUCAAUGCCAUUGCUCCAGAGUUUCUAUUGUUAUUUCUGUAUUUAACUGUGUGCCUGCCUUGUCACAGAGACCAGGCCUCUCCAGAUUGCACUAGUUCCCAUAAUGCUCUAAUUUUAAUAUGAAGUUCUGUAGGAACUUUUCACAAAAUAUGUAAUUCAUGGGAAAUACUGUAUAGCCUCUUCUGUGACUAGAUGUUAAAGUUUGAACAUUCUGAGUGCAAAGUUACUUCUCUGUACUGUUUUUGAAUAUACGCCCCAUAUUGAUGGCACUGUUCAUGUAAAGACAAGCUUAACAUUUUCAAGAGACCGGUGUUAAAGUAGAACAGAUAAUACUUGUGAAAAGCAUUAUGAGAAUUUUUGUAAUGCUGGAUAUGAAAUGUCAUUAAAUGAAUUCCCCCUUUCUAUAUUGUGUACCUCUGUAUUCAGGGUAAAACUAAGGAUUUGUUUACCAGAGGCUUUGUUUCUGGCGGUUUGUCACACAUUGAUAUUUUUCCGAUUCAAUAUUGAUUUGUUCCUCUCAUAUUAUUUGGCUUUUUAUAUUUUUAUCAAGUUAUUCAGGUUCCAAAUAAGUGCUUCUGUUCCAGAAUCAAUAUUCUGUUUAACAAAAAGUUAUGAAUUAUGAAAGGAAGGGGAAAAAUUUAAACUGUAAUGCAUGACUGUUCUGUAGAAAGAAAUCCAUGUCUUUUUUUGGUUUUGUUUAGUUAAACAAUGACUUAUGUGCAUAUACUACAUGUAAUAGAAAAAGUUGAGUGGACAUCAUUUGAAACCCUGUGCAAAUAAACAUGGCACAAAUGUUUGCUGGAAAUGGGAUGCUGAGCAUCAGUUUUCCAGUAGCACAGUUAAAUGUUAAGCAGAAUUGAUAUUUAAACCCAUCACUUGGUUUUUAACUAACACAAUUGUGACAGCCAGAUUACUCAAAGCAAAUAUUAGCCUUAAAAUUCAUCUGGUCUCUGUAUUUACUUAUAAAAGUCUGCAUUGUUGCAAGAUUGUUUUACCGCUUAUCUGUGUGAGGAUGUUUGAAAAGUUUUGUGGCAAUUGUUUCUUUAACUUUGCCUAUGUUAAAACUCAAUGCACAUGCUUAACAGAUUACUCCAUUACAUAGAACAUUUUCUAGUGUGCUCUUAGUCUGUAUAUGUUCAGUCCUCUGUAUUCAUAGUUUUUCCGCAGUGAAGUAACUGUCAGUCAUAGCUGAACCAAAGCAAACAUUUUUUUCCACAAGAGUUGCUGCUGUCCCUUGGUUAUGACCUGAAUGAUGGAACAUUUGUCUUGAUUUUCACACUAACUCGCAUUGCACAAAGCUCUUACAUCUAAGGGUAUAUUACAAAGACUGUUUUCAUUAAGCGGGCAUUUAUAUAUUUUCUUUCAGACACAAGUUAUUUUGAUACCCUUUUUAUGAAUGAGGUUCACACCUGUCUUCAUAUGGUGUCUGGAGAUCUAUGCCAUAGUGUUAGUCUCCCAGAAGUCUGCAAGUUGCCAGCUAUCAUUGUUGAAGCUGCUGUUAAACAUGUUGAAAUUUCUUAUUUAAAAAAAUUAAAUUUGAAAAUUGAGUUCACUUAAUUUGAUGUUUUGACAGUGAACAAUGAAAGGGUUUUUGAGUUUUCAGGUUUAGUCUUAUUGUCUAUUUGAAUACAUCAACCUCUUAACACUGAAUGGCUGUUAACAUUCACAGAUGAAUGACACGAAGUCAGCAGAAAAGUAAAUGCACCAAAAAAGUUUGGAGUCACUGUGCUAUAACAUGUAAUUUAAUGAAUUUUGACAAGAUGGUUGUACUGUAUUGUUUUUUCCUAAGCUGUUAUCAUUUACAUUGAAAUUGAUUUGCUGUUGGCAAAUGUAUUAAUAUUUUGUAAAUCUUAGGUGUUAAAUCCUUAAAAUGUGUUCCUAAA